Molecule: messenger RNA, 1664 nt
Organism: Chrysoperla carnea
Lineage: Eukaryota; Metazoa; Arthropoda; Insecta; Neuroptera; Chrysopidae
Product: organic cation transporter protein-like
Exons: 8
Coding region: 1-1566 (521 amino acids)
Biological process (GO): transmembrane transport
Cellular component (GO): membrane
Molecular function (GO): transmembrane transporter activity
Source: RefSeq, a predicted model, not a curated record
AUGGAAGACGUAAAUAGUAAUGAAAUUGCAAUAAAAAAACCACCAUCUGAUAUACUAUUCGAUACAAUUGGAAAUUUUGGAAAAUGGCAAUUUCGAAUAUCAUUAUUAAUGGCAUUAUUGCGAUUACCAAUCGCAUGGUUUCAAUUAGGCAAUAUUUUAUUAGCACCGUCAGAUGUGUGUCACAUGCCAAAUAUUUCAAAUAUUUCCACAAAUUACCAAUCAUGCCAAUUUGGUUAUGAAUAUAAUCGAACUCAAUUCCAAAGUACAAUAAUAACUGAAUGGGAUUUAGUUUGUGACCGGAAAGGAUUAGUUGAUUUAUCUUUGUUUUUACUUAUGAUUGGAAUAUUAAUAGGAAAUAUUUUAUUUGGAAUAACUGCCGAUUUAUACGGUCGUAAAUCAUCAUUAAUAUUUGCAAUUGCUGCUCAAUCAAUAUGCGGUAUAAUAAUGUCAUUAACGCCAGAUUUCUGGGUAUUCACAUUAUUUCGAUUUUUGGGUGGUGUUGCAAAUGGUGGCACUCUCACCAUAUCAUUCGUUUUAUGCAUGGAAGUGGUUGGUGGAAAAUAUCGUACAAUCAUUCCAAUAUUAUAUCAAAUUCCAUUUGGAUUAGGUUCAGCAUUAAUGGCAUUACUUGGCUAUUGGAUACGUGAUUGGCGAGAACUGCAACUAACACUUUCUGUUUUAAGUAUACUAUUUCUAUUCAAUUUUUGGUUGUGUUCUGAGUCGCCAAGAUGGUUACUCGUAACUGGUAAAAAAGAAAAAGCGUAUAAAUUACUCGAAGAAAUUUGUGCAAUAAAUAAAUUACCCAAAGCAAAUAUAAAAAUGGCUACACAUGAAUUAAUUUUAUCAUCUGAUAAGAGUGAUGUCAAAAGUGAUGAAAAAACUAUAAACUUUAAAUCGAUAUUUAAAUCGCCGAUCCUGUUAAAACGUACAUUAAUUUUAUAUCUGAAUUGGUUUAUGAAUGGUUUUACAUUUUUCGCAUUUUCAUUACGAUUGGGAUCCGUUGGAACAAAUCCAUGGAUAACUGUAGGAAUGGGUGGUUUAGCUGUGAUACCAGGCGCAAUACUUUGCGUAUGCUGUUUACAACGACUAGGUCGAAAAGUUUCAUUAAUUUCAGCCAAUAUUUUGGGAAUGAUUAGUUUUAUAUUAAUACAAUUAAUUCCACCAAGCCUGAAUUAUUUAAACUUAUUACUUGUUUUAAUGGCUGUAAUUUCAUUAUCGGUAUCGUUACCAGGAUUAUAUCUUUACACUGGUGAAUUGUUUCCAACAGUUGUACGUAAUGCUGGAAUCGGAAGCUCAGCGAUGUUUUCACGUUUGGGCUCGCUAUUAUCACCGAUUAUAUUUGCAUUUGGGACAAUGCAAACUGGGGGAUUAUUACAAUCUGAGUAUUGGUCGAAUGGGCCACCAAUAUUAUUGAUAUUAGCCACAUUGUCAGCAUUACAAGCAAUUUUAAUUUGUCCAUUACCAGAAACUAAAGACAAACCGUUACCAGACACUAUUGAGGAAGCUAUUUAUCAUGUGUUUCAUGGAAAAAAUGCAAGAGAUACAAUUCAUGGCCACCUUUUCUGAUAUACUCAAUGAAUCAAGACAUUUACACGGUGUUCUAUUAUUGACUGCAGAAACCUGGCUUAACAAAAUAAGCUCAUCUAGAGCAACAAAAAAAGGCC